UCCCCGUGGCUGGCUGAGGCGCGCGCCGGUGCCGUGCUUGGGUUUCUCGCCAUGGCGCUUCGCCUGCUGCGAGUUGCAGCUCUGCUUCUGUUUUGCUGCUGGGGGAGUGGCUCAGCAGGCGGGCAUACAAAUUGGAAGAAAUUCCUGGUCCAGAUUGAAAAAGCUCUGGAGAACUACAAACCAUGCGUGAAGGAAAACUGCAGCUGUCACCAAAAAGUUAGGGAACAGGACUUGGCUCCCUUUCGAGAGGGGAUCUCCAAGGAGUUGCUGUCAGAAGCAAUCAGUCGAAAGCUUGGGACACACUACCAGAUUAUCGGGAAGAAGUUGUACCGUGAGCAUGAUUGCAUGUUCCCUGCAAGGUGUAGUGGAAUUGAGCACUUCAUCUUAGAGAUCAUUGACCAUCUUCCAGAUAUGGAGCUAAUGGUCAAUGUGCGGGACUACCCCCAGGUGCCCAAAUGGAUAAAACCUCUUGUUCCCGUCUUUUCCUUCAGUAAGACUUCAGAAUACUAUGACAUUAUGUAUCCUGCCUGGACAUUUUGGGAAGGAGGACCAGCUGUCUGGCCCAUUUACCCAACUGGCCUAGGACGCUGGGACAUAAUGAGAGACGACCUCCAAGGUUCGGCAGAAAAAUGGUCAUGGAAGAAGAAAAUUCCCACAGCCUACUUCCGGGGAUCGAGGACAAGUCCCGAGCGAGACCCCCUUAUCCUUCUUUCUCGAGAAAAUCCAGACCUUGUUGAUGCAGAAUAUACUAAAAACCAAGCCUGGAAAUCUGAAAGAGAUACUCUUGGAAAACCAGCGGCUAAAGAAGUUCCUCUAGUGGACCAUUGCAAGUACAAAUACCUUUUUAACUUCCGAGGUGUAGCAGCCAGUUUCCGGUUUAAGCACCUCUUCCUGUGUGGCUCACUGGUUUUUCAUGUCGGGGAAGACUGGCAGGAAUUCUUCUACCCACAGCUGAAACCCUGGAUUCACUAUGUCCCAGUCAAGUCUGAUCUUUCUGAUGUGAGAGAGCUAUUGCAGUUUGUGCAAGAAAAUGAUGGCAUAGCCCAAGAAAUCGCAGAGAAGGGUCGCCAGUUUAUUGUGGAAAAUUUGCAGAUGAAGGAUAUCUCUUGCUAUUGGGAAAGACUUCUAACUGAAUAUUCCAAAGCCUUGACUUACAAAGUUAAACGGAAGAGUAACUACAGUGAGAUUUCCCCCAAGCGACUGAAAACAGAACUGUAAAAGCCAUUGUUCCAUUUUCAUCUCAGGAUCAAGUCUUGGAUGGUGUUUCAAAAGGGUAACUGAGUUAGUCUGGUGUAGCAAAGUAAAGCAGAAAUCCGUUGGUAAACUUGGUGCUGCUUGAUUUCUGUUGAGAAAGCUAGAGAACUGCAUAGUUUUGUUCAUCUGCAGCUGUUUUUCAUGCUGCCAAAUCUAUUUUUUUUAAUGUAUUAUUAUUGCAUUCUGUAUUAAUCAUACCCAGAAUUUUAUUUUUUUCAGUUUUGGGGGGUAAAAUUUUAAGUGUAUGGAGCCUACGUUCUACUGAGUUACAGUAUUGCUUUGCUUCAUGAGCUCUGUUCACGUGUUACAAUGAACACACAAAAAACCUGCAUAUAUGUUAGGGGUGUGCAUUGAGAAAGUAUCUAUUUCAGUUUGGGUUCUUGGAGUCCCAGAAUCAUCCUGUUUCACUACUGAUUUGUUUUGGUCAGCUGGUUCUGGCUCAGAACCAAACUUUUGUGUUUUUUUAUUUGUUUCAGUCCGUUGCGUGUGGGGAGACGCAAAUGCACCUAUGUCUUUUCUGGGGUGGGGUGGGGAAACAACGCUCUUGGUUUAGCCUUAACCAAAACCAGCACCAACCAUUAGUCCCCUUCCUAGUCUAAACCAUUGAUUGAACAAUCUCUCUCUCCCACACACGCACAUGCAUGCACGCACAGCCGCACACAGCAUUCCUCCCAAAUGUUUCCAAAACUGGUAGGAGGGGAUUGUUCACUGUAACUUUUGAACAUGGCUACUGUCCUUUUGAAAAGGGAACAUGUGUUUUCUGAAGAUUUGAUUGACUCACCAGUUUACUGCACAUCAAGUGGCCUACCUAUAUUGGCUAAAUGGUAAGUGAAUCAUCCCCUGACACAUCAUGGUAUAACUAUUUAGCCCUGUAUUUCUAACAACUUGUUAUUUUAAAAUACAGAAUACAGUAUUUGACAGGCCAAAAAUGGCAUUCCACAAACAAGCAGCUUGGAACAGGAGGAGCUUAUGAAGUGCAUAGGUGUAAAAGGCAUGGAUUGAAUAAGGAAAUGGGUGGGUAAAUGGGUCCAGAAUCCUUGGAACACAGAUCCAUAUAGUCUGGCAAUCUUUUUUCAACAGAGAGCGGUAAGUUGCUUCUGAGAACCUUAUAAGCAGGGCACAAACACAGAGAGAGCCUGUCUCUAAACAGGGAGGUCAUAAUAUGAUAUCAUAGUUACUAUGGUCAUGGAUUUGUCCAUUCCUUUUUAAAGCUCUGGUGGUUAACUCUGUAAGUUAAUAAGACAGUUGGAUUUGAGAUAGAAUCAUAGACUUGGAAGGGGUCUUACAGAUCAUCUAGUCCACCCCCCUGCUGAAUGCAGGAAUAUCCUAAAGCAUCCCCCACAAGUAUUCAACCAGCUGCUACUUGAAGACUGUCUAUGAGGGGGAACCCACAUCCCUAGAAGAUUUUCCUAACAUCCAGCUGGUACCAUCUGUCCUGUAGUUUAAGCCCAUUGUUUCGAGUCUAUCCUCUGUUCUAACAGAAACAGCUCCCUUCCCUCCUCUGAGUGACAGACUUAAAUACUUAAAGAGAGCAAUCAUGUCUCACCUCUUCUCCAAACCGAACAUUCUCAGAUCCCUCAGUCUUUCUUCUGUACCUGUUCCAAUUUGUCCAUAUACUUUUUGAACAGAGGCCUCCAGAACUGUAUACAAUACUCCAGGUGAGGCCUGACUUAGACCGUGGAAGCAGUUCUGUUACACCAUUCUUUUCUGCCCUGAGUUAUGUUUAAAUCACUUGAGAUAGGGCUCAGUAUUUCAUUUAGGCAUAAAGUGGAAUGAGGUGUUCCAGAUACAGUGCACGUACAUACUUUAGUUUUGUGGACCUAUAGCUUAUAUUUUAUAGUUCAGAUUUUCCCAGACUACAGAACUAAAUAAAUAGUAUAGACUUCCUUUCCUUCAAGUAAGGCUGAUGCGGGUGUGUGACAGUUGGGGAGCCCCCUGGCCCACAUAGCAUGAGAAGAGCUCAGUGCUGGAGUUACAUGAGUAGUUUCCUGCUCCUGAACAUCACUAUGAUGGAAUUGCCUUAUAGUUCUAACAGCUAAGAUACAGAGUCAAAUAAAUAGUAAGUUACUCAUCUGGCCCUUAACCAGACCAGAGCAGUGCAGACUGGUCUGUUUUCACCUCAUCCCUCUUUGUACAGUAUGGGGGAGGGGUAUGGGGGUGGGGAGGGGGAAUUUCCUGAUUCUUUUUAAUACUGCAUACUGUUUAAAACUCCAGGCCUAACAUCAGCCCGAAUAAAAGGUUUUACAGUCUUUAGGAAAAGUGUACAAAGAUGUGUGUGUCUUGACUUCAACUGUUGGAUAAUUGCAACAGCUCUGCUGUCUCCCUCGCAGGGCCGGUGCCAGAGUUUUCGGGCAGAGCUGCCAGGGGCAGCUUCAGGGCUGUUGCUGCCUGCCCGCGCCUGCGCAUACGCACACCCAGACUGCUCAGUUGCCCCAGAUCCACCCCGGCCACCAGCUGCGCCUGGCCCGCAGCUGUGUGCUAGCAGCGGCGGCAGCAGCAUGGGGCAACAUAGAGCCACACCAAACGAGACGAGGGUCACACAAGUUUUCUUGGGAAAUGUAGAAGACACCUUCCCCUCUCUACUGCUGCUCACUGCCCUCUCUGAACGUGUGUGUUUGUGUGUGGGGGUGGAGCCCCAAAGCAUUUCCCUCCGAUCUCCUGCCUGUCGCCUCACAAACCGGAAAGGAGCAGAAGAAAAGUGACCAGUUUCUUUUGGGGGAUGGGGACGGUGAGGAAUGGGAUAGAAUAAUGACAGAAGAAAGCAAAGGGGAAGGGAAAGGAGAAAGCAGGAAGGACCUAGAGAAACAGCUGCACGUCAGGGUGUGCACUUUGAAUGAGCUGCUGAAGAUGCAAAUCCUUCCAGGCACAAUCCCACCUCCCCACCCCCGAUGCGAGGAUGCCCUGGGAGAGAAGAGCAGCAGCCCACCCCAGAACAGUCUUUGGGUGCGCCUGGAAGAAGGAUUUGCAUCUUUAACAAAUCCUUUCCCUUCUUCUGUCAUUAUUCCACCCCCCCACCCCGAGUCCCCCAAAAGAAACAUAACUUUUCCUCUGCUCUUUUCCAGUUUGUGAGGUGACAGGCAGGAGAUAGGGAGGAAUGCUUGGCAUACGUGCAUCCUCCCAGCCCUCCCGCUCAGUUGCUCCACAGUGCGUGCACCCGCUCCCCGGUGCCCCGUCCAGUGCCUCUGCGCUCGAGGCAGUUGCUGGAGUGGCCAAAAUUGUGGAAACCUUUUGGAAAAAGUGUAUUUUUGAGGUUUGAUGGCUCAUAACACCACUUUUGGGGGGGAGUAAUACCAUAAAAUUAUAUAUCAAUGGAAAGAUUUAAUCAAGAAUGUAAUACAAUAACUUUUAUGAAGGAAAUUUUUUUAGAACAGUAGUUAUAAAGAAGAAAAUUGAAACACAUAGAAAAAAUGAGUUAUACAACAAUUCUCACCAUGUCAGUUAAUACUUAGUUGGGUAACCUUUUGCUUUAAUUACGGCCUUACAACGCCUUCCCAUGGAGUGAACCAAGUUUUUUAGUUCUGCAGCUGUUGUAAUGUGAAACCACAAUUGAGUUAUUGCUUCUAUUAAUUGCAGUUUAUUGCUGGGUUGCUUCUCACUAACCGGUUUCUUUAGUUGGCUCCAUAGAUUUUUGAUGGGGUUAAGGUCUGGGCUGUUCCCAGGCCAUUCCAACAGUGGAAUAUGAUUAUCUUGAAACCACUUUUUGCACACAUCAGCAACAUGACAUGGAGCUGAAUCUUGUUGAAAUAUAAAUGCUUCAUUAUCUUGGAAAAGAUCAUGUGUGGAAGGCUUCAGUUUGGGCUCAAGUAUUUCAUUUAUGUAUUUGGGAGCAUUUAUAUUGCUAUUUAUCAUGCAAAUUCUGCCCACACCUUUUGAUGUCAUACAACCCCAUAUCAUAACACUAACUGGGUGUUUCAUGGUAGGUGUAAUGCAAUCAGUAUGCAAAUCUUCUCCGACUCUUCUUCUCAUGUAUUUUAUGCCAUCACUACCAAACAGAGAGAUUUUGGUCUCAUCUCUCCAAAUAACACUGCCCCAUUGUUCCACUGUCCAGUUAACACGGGUUUUAGCCCAGUUUAAUCUUUUCAACCUUUGUUUGAGAGAGAACAAUGGUUUUUUUCAUGGAAUUCUAGCAUUAAGACCAAAUUCCUCCAGUCUGUGCCGAACAGUCCUUGCACUCAACUUCACAUUGAAUUGUGCCAUUUCGUUCUGUUAUGAUUUUCUUCUGUCACCUAGGCUCAGUCUCUCAAUUCUUCUAUCAUCCCUUGCUUGUGUGCACCUUUUCCUGCCUUUACCAGUCUGGUUUUGUAGUGACUGAGUUGCCUUAUACCUCUUCAAAAAUUUAGAAAUCAGGGUGGAUUUGAUUUAAAUCAAACUGAUUUAAAUCACGAUUUAAAUCACGAUUUAAAUCACUAGUCAGGAAGGCUUGAUUUAAAUCAUAGUUUUCUACAUAAAGACUAAUUCUUGCUGGUAUAACUUUAAUAUGCAAGUAGAUGAAGAUUUUUAGAGUAACUUUUCAUAUUAGUUUUACAGUUGUAUAAAAUAUUGAUUUUAAUACUAUUAGAAACACAUUAUAGUUAAUUUAUUGUGAGAUGAAUUAUCCCCAGUUUAGGUUAAUCAUUCAUAUUUGGACAACUUUUCUGUUGUACUUUAUUGGAAGGAGAAAAAUAAUCAUUACCUUAAUAAUAACAAUUUAGAUAGUUUUAUUUAUUCAAUUGAAACAAUAACAUUACAGCAUAUGUUAUUUGCUUAAACAAACAUCCAUGUUUGUUAACUAAUUUGGCUAAACAAAAUAUAUAUAUUUUAAGAAACUUAGACUGUCAGCCCAGCCUACACAUGA
Molecule: messenger RNA, 6088 nt
Organism: Eublepharis macularius
Lineage: Eukaryota; Metazoa; Chordata; Lepidosauria; Squamata; Eublepharidae
Gene: POGLUT1
Product: protein O-glucosyltransferase 1
Exons: 11
Coding region: 52-1218 (388 amino acids)
Biological process (GO): positive regulation of Notch signaling pathway; protein O-linked glycosylation
Cellular component (GO): endomembrane system
Molecular function (GO): UDP-xylosyltransferase activity; UDP-glucosyltransferase activity
Source: RefSeq, a predicted model, not a curated record